Venturia canescens is the source of this 1062-nucleotide messenger RNA. RefSeq names its product farnesyl transferase alpha (gene Fnta). Gene Ontology annotation, molecular function: CAAX-protein geranylgeranyltransferase activity; protein farnesyltransferase activity. Lineage: Eukaryota; Metazoa; Arthropoda; Insecta; Hymenoptera; Ichneumonidae. Gene Ontology annotation, biological process: protein farnesylation; protein geranylgeranylation. The coding region runs from base 1 to 999 and encodes 332 amino acids. Gene Ontology annotation, cellular component: CAAX-protein geranylgeranyltransferase complex; protein farnesyltransferase complex; cytoplasm. The record is from RefSeq and is a predicted model, not a curated record. The transcript has 5 exons.
AUGCCCGACAGCUCGGACGAGGAACCUUGUGAUUUUUUAGAUAAUAAGACUGAACGUCCGUGGAUUCCUUACAGAGAUCGCGAAGAAUGGAAAGACGUUGUUCCUGUGCCACAAGACGAUGGACCGCACCCCGUAGCUGCGAUUGCAUAUUCUGAUAAAUUUAAGGACUGUUACGAUUAUUUUCGAGCGAUACUUAAAUCAGGAGAAAAAAGUGAAAGGACGUUGGCUUUGACAGUUGAUUGUAUCUGGUCGAAUCCAGCAAAUUAUACAGUAUGGCAAUACCGGCGAGAAAUACUCGAGGCGCUUGGCAAAGAUCUCAGAGAGGAAUUAAAGUACAUAGAUGCUAUGAUCACGGAAAAUGCAAAAAAUUAUCAAGUUUGGCAUCACAGAAAAGUGAUAGUUGAAUGGCUUCAAGACGCUAGUGAUGAACUCUCAUUUACAGAAGCUAUUUUAAAAAAGGAUCCAAAAAAUUAUCACACUUGGCAACACAGACAAUGGUGUAUCAAGACCUUUGAUCUCUUUGAUAAAGAAUUGGAAUAUGUGGAACAAUUAUUACUUAAAGAUAUCAGGAACAAUUCGGCCUGGAACCAGCGUUACUUCGUCUUGAAAUACACAACAAAUUUUGAACAAGAGGUGGUCGAUAGGGAAGUCGAUUUUGCUUUAGCAAAAAUAUCAAUCGUCAAAGGGAACGAAAGUGCAUGGAACUAUUUACGAGGUAUUCUUGCGCACGAUACUCGAGGUGGACUUGCAAAAAAUGAAAAAGUCAUGAAACUCUGCGAGGAGUUGUAUUUGGGCGGUUGUCGCGUGAACCAUUUACUCGCCUGCAUCAUCGACAUUUGUCGUGAAAGACACGAUAGUGUAGAAAACAAAAGUUUCUACACGAUUGAACACGCACUUUCGCUUUGCAAAGAUUUAGCGGAUGAACAUGAUAAAAUACGGAGGCGGUACUGGGACUUUGUUACAGAACAAUUGAGAGACAAGCUACCUGUUGAUACAUAAUUUACUGAGAAUGAGAAUAUGUUGUUUACUUAAAAUUCAAAGGAAUAAAUGUUCAUAAUAAUA